ACGAAUACUACCAUAUUGGUUGCCUUGAUCCGCCCCUGGAAAGGGUUCCGAAAAAAGUUAACUGCGAAUGGCAUUGCGCUGACUGUUGCGACGAUAGCGAUGAAGAGGAAAAUGAAGAUAAUCAAGAAAGUUCAAACGACGGCGUCGUCAGCCGCAAACUACGACAACGACGAGAUAGUGUUAGGGCGCAGCGUUUAGCUGCGAUCGAGGAAGAAAAACGUGCGUACAGAGCAGCCAUUGCAGCUGGUGUUCGCAGCGCUGGUUCUUCUCACAGAAGCCCUGAUACGAAAAAACAAGCCUCUAAACGUGCUUCACUCGGCAGUACGCCGAAAAAUCCGGCGCCUUUGAAACGUCAGCGACAGGAACAAAUUAACGGGCACAAAGCCAACGGGUUUCCUUCGGUAGAAAAUUUGGAUCUUUGGUACUACUUUCCAGUACAAAAUAUGCUAUAG
Molecule: messenger RNA, 452 nt
Organism: Cooperia oncophora
Lineage: Eukaryota; Metazoa; Nematoda; Chromadorea; Rhabditida; Trichostrongylidae
Source: the annotation of a GenBank genome assembly